AUUGCAAUGGGAAGUCCCGGCAAUGCAUCUUUGAUCGUGACCUUCACAGGCAGACGGGAAAUGGAUUCCGUUGCCUCAACUGCAAUGACAACACGGACGGCAUUCACUGCGAGAGGUGCAGAGAAGGAUUUUACCGACAGAGAGAGAGAGACCGCUGUUUGCCCUGCAAUUGUAACUCCAAAGGUUCUCUUAGCGCGCGAUGUGACGACUCUGGACGGUGCAGCUGUAAGCCAGGUGUGAUGGGAGACAGGUGUGACCGAUGCCUGCCAGGCUUCCACACACUCACUGAUGCUGGGUGCACCCAGGACCGAAGGCUACCGGACUCCAAGUGUGACUGUGACCCAGCUGGCAUCUCGGGGCCCUGUGACACGGGCCGCUGUGUCUGCAAGCCUGCUGUCACCGGAGCACGAUGUGAUAGGUGUCGACCAGGUUACUACCACCUGGAUGAGGGAAACCCUGAGGGCUGUACCCAGUGUUUUUGCUACGGGCAUUCAGCCAGCUGCCGCAGCUCUGGGGACUACAGUGUCCACAGAAUCACCUCUACCUUCCAUCAAGGUGCUGACGACUGGAAGGCUAUCCAAAGAAAUGGGUCUCCUGCAAAACUCCACUGGUCCCAGCGCCAUCGAGACGUGUUUACCUCGGCAGGAAGAUCAGACCCCGUCUAUUUCGUAGCUCCCGCCAAAUUUCUUGGGAAUCAGCAGGUGAGCUAUGGGCGAAGCCUGGCCUUUGACUACCGCGUGGACCGGGGAGGCAGACACCCGUCCGCCCACGACGUGAUCCUAGAAGGUGCUGGUCUACGGGUCACAGCUCCCUUGAUGCCACUUGGCAAGACACUGCCUUGCGGGAUCACCAAGACUUACACGUUCAGAUUAAGUGAACAUCCAAGCAGUAAUUGGAGCCCCCAGCUGAGUUACUUUGAGUAUCGUCGGUUACUGCGGAACCUCACGGCCCUGUGGAUCCGAGCUACCUAUGGAGAAUACAGUACCGGGUACAUUGACAACGUGACCCUGAUUUCAGCCCGCCCCAUCUCUGGUGCGCCAGCACCCUGGGUUGAACAAUGUGUGUGUCCUGUUGGGUACAAGGGACAGUUCUGCCAGGAGUGUGCUUCUGGCUACAAAAGAGAUUCAGCCAGACUAGGACCUUUUGGUACCUGUAUUCCAUGUAACUGCCAAGGAGGAGGGACCUGUGAUCCAGACACAGGAGACUGUUACUCAGGGGACGAGAAUCCUGACGUCGAAUGUGCCGACUGCCCCCUCGGUUUCUACAACGACCCGCACGACCCCCGCAGCUGCAAGCCGUGCCCCUGUCGCAACGGGUUCAGCUGCUCGGUGAUGCCCGGCACGGAGGAGGUGGUGUGCAACAGCUGCCCCCUCGGAGUCACUGGUGCCCGCUGCGAGCUCUGUGCUGAUGGCUACUUUGGGGACCCCUUUGGGGAACGGGGCCCAGUGAGGCCCUGUCAGCCUUGUCAGUGCAACAACAAUGUGGACCCCAGUGCCUCUGGGAACUGUGACCGCCUGACAGGCAGAUGUCUCAAGUGUAUCCACAAUACAGCCGGUGUCCACUGUGACCAGUGCAAAGCAGGCUUCUUUGGGGACCCCUUGGCUCCCAAUCCAGUGGACAAGUGUCGAGCUUGCAACUGUAACCCAGUGGGCUCUGAGCCUGUGGAGUGUCGAAAUGAUGGCAGCUGUAUUUGCAAGCCAGGAUUCGGUGGCCUCAACUGUGAGCAUGCAGCAUUAGCCAGCUGUCCAGCUUGCUACGAUCAAGUGAAGAUUCAGAUGGAUCCGUUCAUGCAGCAGCUCCGGAGCCUGGAGGCCCUGAUUUCGAAGGCUCAGAGUGGUGGUGGAGGAGCACCCAACGCAGAGCUGGAGGGCAGGAUGCAGCAGGCUGAGCAGAGUCUUCAGGACAUUCUGAGAGAAGCCCAGAUUUCAGAAGGUGCUGUGAGAUCUCUCAAUCUCCAGUUGGCCAAGGCAAGGAGCCAAGAGAGUAGCUACCGGAACCGCCUGGACAACCUCAAGAUGACUGUGGAAAGAAUUCAGGCCCUGGGCAGUCAGUAUCAGAACCGGGUUCAGGAUACUCACAGGCUUAUCAGACAGAUGCGCCUGAGCCUGGAGGAAAGCGAGUCUUCCCUACAGAAAACAAACAUCCCUCCCUCAGAGCACUACGUGGGGCCAAAUGGUUUUAAAAGCCUGGCUCAGGAGGCUACGAGAUUGGCAGACAGCCAUGUUGAGUCAGCCAGUAACAUGGAGCAACUGGCGAGGGAAACCGAAGACUAUUCCCAACAAGCUCUAUCACUGGCACGCAAAGCUCUGCAGGAGGGCGGUGGCAGCGGCAGCCUGGACGGCUCCAUGGUGCAAGGGCUUGUGGGAAAAUUAGAGAAAACCAAGGCUCUGGCCCAGCAGUUGUCAAGGGAGGCCACUCAAAUGGACAUCGAAGCGGAUAAGUCUUACCAGCACAGUCUCCGCCUUCUCGAUUCUGUGUCUCAGCUUCAGGGAGUGAAUGACCAGUCCUUGCAGAUAGAAGCGAAGAGGAUCCAACAAAAAGCUGAUUCUCUCUCAGGCCUGGUGACUGAGCAUAUGGAUGAGCUCAAGCGUAUGCAGAGCAGUCUGGGAGACUGGGAAAAAGAAACGCGGCAGCUCUUACAGAACGGAAAGAACGGGAGACAGAAAUCAGAUCAGCUGCUUUCCCGUGCCAACCUUGCAAAAAGCAGAGCCCAAGAAGCACUAAGUAUGGGCAAUGCCACUUUUUAUGAAGUUGAAAACAUCUUAAAAAACCUCAGAGAAUUUGACCUGCAGGUCGAAGACAGAAAAGCAGAAGCCGAAGAGGCCAUGAAGAAACUCUCCUACAUUAGCCAGAAGGUCGAGGGCGCCAGCGAGAAGACCAAGCAAGCGGAAGCCGCCCUGGGCGGUGCUGCUGCCGAUGCCCAGAGGGCAAAGAAUGCGGCCGGGGAGGCCCUGAAGAUCACCGGCAAGAUCGAGCAGGAGAUAGGGAGUCUGAACUUGGAAGCCAACGUGACAGCAGACGGAGCUUUGGCCAUGGAGAAGGGACUGGCCAGUCUGAAGAGUGAGCUGAGGGAAGUGGAAGGACAGCUGGCGAGGAAGGAGCAGGAGCUCGACAUGGACGUGGACGCCGUGCAGACGGUAAUUACAGAAGCCCGAAGAGUUGAUAACAGAGCCAAGGAUGCUGGAGUUACAAUCCAAGAUACGCUCAACACAUUGGACAGCAUCCUGCACCUAAUAGAGCAGCCCGGCAGUGUGGAUGAAGAGGGGCUGAUCUUACUGGAGCAGCAGCUUUCCCGAGCCAAGACCCAGGUCAACAGCCAGCUGCGGCCCCUAAUGUCAGAGCUGGAGGAGAGGGCCCGUCAGCAGAGGGGCCACCUCCAUUUGCUGGAGACGAGCAUAGAUGGGAUUCUGGCUGACGUGAAGAACUUGGAGAACAUUAGGGACAGCCUGCCCCCGGGCUGCUACAACACUCAGGCUCUUGAGCAACAGUGAAGCUGCUGUAGACAUUUCUCAACUGAGGUUCUCAGGAUACGGACCUUAGGGCUCAGGAGCCAUCACACGCGGAUGAGGCGGGAUGGGGACAUUUGAACGUGUUGAAUAGGCAUGCUCAUGUCAGCGGAAGCUGGCCCCAUCCCUGAGACCGUGGCCCGAUAAAUGUCUUAAUGCACCAGUGUGAUACUCUUUGCUUCCUGAUGCUGGGCAUGAGGGAAAUAGCAUUGAGUAUGAGACACAUCAAGGGUCUGGAGCCCAAAGGGUAGACUGGAUGGAAGGACAGACUGUACGGGCAGCUGUGUGCCUCAGAGUCCUAGAGUACGGACAGGUCCUACUGGGUGAUACUCAGCUCCUUCUUUGCAUAAUGUGACCAAAGGAAAAUUUUUUUGACUUUGCUCACACAUAAAAUUCUUCUUACUGUUAGAACAGAACGUGAAGUCCAGUCAUACUGUGACCAGUAAAGUACUGUUGCCUCAUAGCAUCCGAUGUUCUUGUCAAAGUCCCUCCCACUCACCACCCAGCACGUAAACACAUACUCCACUUUCAGGCUGGAAGAAGUGAGCAGCGAUCGAACGAGAGGCUGUCAGCCUGGCCCACUUGGAACAGUGGUGCCUGCUGGUGCCCUGCUGCCUGUGCACUCUGGGCCUGGGAAUGACAUCCUUUCUCCUGAUGAUGACACGGCAUCAUCUUAGCAGUGUUUCCUACCAGUAAAGCAAACAUUGGGAAGGUAUUUACUUUUGGGUUUCAAAGUGGUAGAAAAAUGUGGUUUGGACAUUGAAAGAAGUACAAUUAUCUAGAAGAUUUAUUAGUGCUAAUUCGAUCCACUUUUCAGACAUUAAAAAUGACAUGCAUCUAUGUGUUUUUAUCUCAUUCUCCCCUCAAAGCAGAGAAUAUUUCUACUCACACUUGGGCUGGGUGGAAUCCAUCCAUCCAUUCAUCCAUCCAUCCAUCCAUCCAUCCUUACAACAUAUAUUUAUUUGAGUACCUACUGUGUGCCAGGGGCUGGAGUACAGUGGUGAUAUAGUCUUUGCCCUCAGAAUUGAUUGUCUAGUGACGAAGACAAACUAAAAAAAUAAAUUUAAACUUAC
Messenger RNA from Pteropus alecto (black flying fox), 4579 nucleotides. RefSeq names its product laminin subunit gamma 2 (gene LAMC2). The transcript has 22 exons. The coding region runs from base 240 to 3491 and encodes 1083 amino acids. The record is from RefSeq and is a predicted model, not a curated record. Gene Ontology annotation, molecular function: extracellular matrix structural constituent. NCBI's taxonomy places the organism in Eukaryota, Metazoa, Chordata, Mammalia, Chiroptera, Pteropodidae.